Molecule: messenger RNA, 2045 nt
Organism: Asparagus officinalis (garden asparagus)
Lineage: Eukaryota; Viridiplantae; Streptophyta; Magnoliopsida; Asparagales; Asparagaceae
Product: monodehydroascorbate reductase 5, mitochondrial
Exons: 18
Coding region: 202-1668 (488 amino acids)
Cellular component (GO): cytoplasm
Molecular function (GO): flavin adenine dinucleotide binding; oxidoreductase activity, acting on NAD(P)H
Source: RefSeq, a predicted model, not a curated record
AACAAAGCAGCCUGAUCUCUGCUAACGUGCGCCUCCGCCAUCAAAAUCUCUCUCUCUCUGCUCUCACCUCUUUGGCCCUUAAACCUCCAGAAGAGCCAGCGUCUUCUAACGACUCCCAAACCCUUCACAUUAAAUAAUAAUAAAACAUUUAUUAUUAAACAGAGUUGCAGAUAAUUCGAAGCCAUUUAACUACUCAGUCAAAUGUCCUCAGUUCUCAGGCUAAUGGCGUCGAUGACCACCGCUUCGUUGCGGUGCCCCUCGCAGUCUUUGAGUCUUAAACGGAUCCAGCGCUUGCCAUCUCCCGCAUCAUUUCGCAGAUCGUUUGUCGUCGCCGCUUCGGAUUUCGCGAAUGAGAACCGAGAGUUCGUUAUUGUUGGUGGAGGGAAUUCCGCGGGGUAUGCGGCUAGGACUUUCGUCGAGCACGGGAUGGCCGAUGGUAGGCUCUGUAUGGUUACCAAGGAGCCUGUUGCACCGUAUGAGAGACCAGCGCUAACGAAAGGCUAUUUGUUUCCUCCAGAUAAGAAACCUGCACGUCUACCGGGAUUUCAUACAUGUGUCGGUUCUGGUGGGGAAAGGCAAACCCCAGAAUGGUACACGGAGCAAGGCAUAGAGGUUUUAUAUCAAGAUCCAGUAGUAGGCCUUGAUACUGAAGCACAAACCCUGACUACAUCAUCAGGGAAACUUCUCAAGUAUGGAUCUCUUAUAAUCUCUACAGGAUGCGAAUCUGCAAGAUUUCCGGAAAAGAUUGGAGGAAACUUGCCUGGAGUCCAUUAUAUACGUGAUGUGGCUGAUGCUGAUUCACUGAUCUCUUCAUUGGAGAAAGCCAAAAAGGUUGUUGUGAUUGGUGGGGGUUAUAUUGGCAUGGAAGUUGCUGCUGCAACCAUUGGAUGGAAUCUUGAUACCACUAUUAUAUUUCCAGAGGAUCAUCUGAUGACAAGGUUAUUCACUCCUUCGCUCGCUCGGAGAUAUGAAGAUCUUUAUUCUGAAACUGGCAUCAAAAUAUUAAAGGGGGCUCGCAUUGACAAGCUAGCAGCAGGUUCUGAUGGAAGAGUUGCCACUGUUAUCCUUGGAAAUGGGUCCACACUUGAAGCAGAUACAGUCAUUGUUGGAAUUGGAGCAAAGCCAGCAGUUGGUCCCUUUGAGGCUGUUGGGUUGAAUAAAACUGUGGGAGGAAUUGAGGUUGAUAGCCUUUUCCGUACUAGUGUUCCAGGUGUUUUUGCUAUUGGAGAUGUAGCAGCCUUUCCCUUGAAGAUGUAUGAUCGGAUUGCACGGGUAGAACAUGUAGAUCAUGCUCGAAAAUCAGCUCAACACUGUGUUAAGGCACUUCUAACAGCCCAAACUCACCCUUAUGAUUACCUGCCAUAUUUCUACUCAAGGGUCUUCGAAUAUGAGGGAAGCAAAAGGAAAGUUUGGUGGCAAUUCUUUGGAGAUAAUGUUGGCGAUACUAUUGAAGUUGGAAAUUUUGAUCCAAAAAUUGCAACGUUCUGGAUAGAUAAUGAUAGUAGAUUAAAAGGCAUUUUCCUUGAGAGUGGAAGUCCAGAGGAAUUUGGUCUCCUUCCUCGGCUUGCCAGGUUGCAGCCAAUAGUGGACAAAGAAAAGCUUAAGAGUGCAUCUUCUGUUGAAGCUGCAUUAGAAAUUGUGACGAACUCCCUCCAGGUUGCCCUCUGAGCUCAUUGCAGGAUAUAAUGUACCUCGCCGCCUCAUCUCAAAAAUCCAUGCAACAGUAUCCUACGAUUUUUCACCCCUCUUUCUUGCAUUAGUGCUACCGUUCCUUCUCCAUCGUGUUUAAUCACGGUUACAGUGUUUUCUUGAUAAUAAAUCACAGUUCGGGUUAAUCCUAUUCGUUCCGUUUUGGAGACCAAGCUAUUGUUGCUUCUGUACAAACUCGUAGAUUUUAUUUGUAGAACUUAAUGGUCGUUGCCUGGUUUUACAUGUCAAGCGAGAGAAUAAUGAUUUUUGAUAUGAACGCUAGAAAGAUAUAUACAUGUACUCAAAACAAGUGAAAUAAUGUGAUUAACGUUCAGUAAGUUCUAUUUUGAACACUU